Messenger RNA from Paramecium octaurelia, 533 nucleotides. NCBI's taxonomy places the organism in Eukaryota, Ciliophora, Oligohymenophorea, Peniculida, Parameciidae. The record is from the annotation of a GenBank genome assembly.
AGAUUAGUGAUGUAUUUUAUGAAUGGCGUUAGUUAACCUAUAAUGGCGAUUAUAACAAUGGUAAGAAGGUUGGCUUUUGGGAUACUAGAUAUAGGAAGGGUUUUUGCAAUUCUUUUAAAUCGGUGUAUUAAUAACAAAUGAUAUUUUAUCUACUAAUUUAGUGGUGGAGGGUUAUAUGAUGAAGCAGGUCACGGACUUAAAAAUGGGUAUUGGAUCGAUACAAUUGAUUACUUUGGAUAUAAUUAUGGAGAACCUUUAAUAACAUUAAACGGUCAAUAUUAUUAUGGCACAAAAGUUGGUAUAUGGAAUACAUGGUAUAAAUAAGAUGAGUAAAAUGAAAAAAUGUAAAUUAUUUAUAUAUUUAAACUAUCAGAAGUGAAGGAUGUUAUGAUAAAGGGAUGAAAAUUGGCUAAUGGAUUGAAAUUUGUGAUGAAUUUCGAAAAUGCUAAUAAAUAACUUUAAACGGUGAAUACAACAAUGGAAAAAAAGUUGGCGUAUGGAUGGAAAUGUAGAGAGAUAAAGAUAAAACAGAG